CUAUGUUUCAUUGGUUUCACAUUUACCUUUUAUGAUAUGCAGUUGACAUUGCAUGUAUCUCAGGCUCACAUAUCAUCGAGGCAUGAACGUGAUUCAAGGAUACAAAAGAUUAUUGGUAAGCAUAACCUUGGGUUUCUUCUUGAUGCCCCUUUCAGCGAAAACGUGGCUGCCAGCCUCACAAAUAGAAUUAAAACAAGAUUGUUAGAUCUUGAUAAGGACUUGCAUGACAAAAAGGGGCCGCCAUGCAUCCAAACUUACUGAGGAGGAAGAAGAUGAAGAAUAUCUCGAGGAAGAAGAUGGUUUGGCUGGUACGGGAGGGAUUCGUCUGCUUCUGCAACCAUCUUGUAUACAGGGGAAGAUGAGAGACUAUCAACUUGCUGGAUUAAAUUGGUUAAUACGAUUAAAUGAAAAUGGCAUCAAUGGCAUUCUUGCUGAUGAGAUGGUAAGUCAUGAUACAUGCUUAAAAUAUAGGUUAGUUAAUUGGUUCGCUUAAGGCUUGUUAAGGAGUUGAUAAAUUGUGAGGUUAGUUAUUAUUAUUAUUUGUUCCAUUGCAUAUCUUUCAAUAUCAUUUUAUGGUUUCCUUUGCCUAAAAAUUAUGUAGGGUCCUAUACUAGUUUUGGUUAAGGCCUGUUAAGGAGUUGGUAAAUCGUGAGGCUAAUUGUUCUUUCAGCUGCAUAUUUUUUUCAAUAACAUGUUUUGUGGAUAUAAGUAUUGCCGUAUUGAUGGGAAUACGGGUGGGGAAGAUCGUGAUGCUUCGAUUGAAGCCUUCAAUCAGCCAGGAAGUAAAAAAUUCAUUUUCUUGCUUUCAACAAGAGCAAGGGGGCUGGGGAUUAACCUUGACACUGCCAAUGUGGUUAUUCUUUAUGACAGUGAUUGGUAGACAUGUUUUUCUGUAUUUUUUUGUCGUUUUACUAUUUAGCACAGUUCUCAAUAUGGUGUCCUAUUGUUAUUAAUCUCAGGAAUCCGCAAGUUGAUCCGCAAGCCCAAGAUUGUGCACAUAGAAUUGAUCAAAAGAAAGAAGUGUUCCGGUUUUGCACUGAGGUUUAGCUUUACUAAAUGAAGUUUACUGACUCUUCUUAUGUUAAUGUGAAAUCUCUUGUAAGUUACUGUCAUUUUCCCCUUGAUACCGCAACACACCAUUGAGGAAAAAGUUAUUGAGAGGGCAUAUAAGAAGCUUGCUUUUGAUGCUUUAGUUAUUCAACAAGGUAGAUUGACCGAGCAAAGGAGUAAGCAUUUUAUGAUCUUCAAUGUUAUUAUGAAUACAUUAACUCUUGACUAAUGUCAUAUAUUUUAGAUAGUUAUUGCUUGACUAA
This is a messenger RNA of Asparagus officinalis (garden asparagus), 1313 nucleotides long. RefSeq names its product ISWI chromatin-remodeling complex ATPase CHR11-like. Lineage: Eukaryota; Viridiplantae; Streptophyta; Magnoliopsida; Asparagales; Asparagaceae. Gene Ontology annotation, molecular function: ATP-dependent activity, acting on DNA; DNA binding. The coding region runs from base 224 to 493 and encodes 89 amino acids. Gene Ontology annotation, cellular component: nucleus. The transcript has 3 exons. The record is from RefSeq and is a predicted model, not a curated record.